Serpula lacrymans var. lacrymans S7.9 is the source of this 1719-nucleotide messenger RNA. RefSeq lists its product as uncharacterized. The coding region runs from base 78 to 1481 and encodes 467 amino acids. NCBI's taxonomy places the organism in Eukaryota, Fungi, Basidiomycota, Agaricomycetes, Boletales, Serpulaceae. Gene Ontology annotation, molecular function: pyridoxal phosphate binding; identical protein binding; L-ornithine transaminase activity. The record is from RefSeq and is a predicted model, not a curated record. Gene Ontology annotation, cellular component: cytoplasm. The transcript is spliced from 12 exons.
GACACCCUCUUUUCUCUUUACCGCCACGUCGUUACUCGAUAUUCGAUAUCUUAUCCAUCAUCCCCUACGAAAGAAACAUGUCUCCAGCUGCUAUAGUAGCCAACAAUGGGGCCACUAAUGGCUCCCUGAAGCAUCAGCCUGUGAAGCAAGUCGCAGAACAUCUAACCUCGUCUGAUCUUAUUCGGAAAGAGCAGCAGUACGGCGCACACAACUACCAUCCGUUACCUGUCGUUUUUGACUCCGGAAAAGGAGCGAAAGUAUGGGACCCUGAAGGCAAUGAAUACAUCGACAUGUUGUCUGCCUACUCUGCCGUUAAUCAGGGUCACUGUCACCCCAGGAUAGUUGCCACACUUGUGGAGCAAGCCCAGAAGCUCACGCUCUCGUCUCGCGCGUUCUAUAACUCUGUGUUUGGAAGAUUUGCGCAAGAGAUCACAGAAUUAUUUUCAUAUGAGAGCGUCCUCCCGAUGAAUACCGGGGCAGAGGCCGUUGAAACCGCGGUGAAACUGGCCAGAAAAUGGGCCUAUGAGAAGAAGGGCGUUCCCGAGGGUAAAGCGAUUGUUCUUAGCGUUGAAGGGAAUUUCCACGGAAGAACCUUGGCCGUAAUCAGUAUGAGCACUGAUCCAGAUAGCCGUGGAGGUUUCGGACCUUAUCUCGAGGGCGUCGGGCCAACAUACGAAGACAGUGGAAAGCUUCGAACUAUCCGUUUUGGUGAAAUUUCUGAUCUUGAGCGAGCUUUGGAACUUUAUGGUAAACAUGUAGCCGCUUUCCUCGUUGAGCCGAUUCAAGGAGAAGCAGGGAUUGUUGUUCCUCCUGAGGGUUAUCUCACCCAAGUCCGCAAUCUUUGCACAAAGCACAAUGUGCUCCUCAUUUGUGAUGAAAUCCAGACAGGUUUGUGCCGCACUGGGAAAAUGCUUUGCUGCCAACAUGAUAACAUCCGACCGGAUGUCAUCCUCUUGGGCAAAGCUUUGUCGGGCGGAGUUUAUCCCGUGUCUGCCGUUCUUGCGGACCGUGAGGUGAUGCAUUGCAUCAGGCCCGGGGAGCAUGGCAGUACAUAUGGCGGGAAUCCUCUCGGAUGUGCAGUUGCUAUGACGGCCCUUCGUGUGCUUGUGGACGAGAAGCUCGCUGACCGUGCUGAGGCACUUGGUGAGAAAUUCCGCUCGGGCAUACGGGCCGUCAACUCGCCUUUGGUCAAAGAGGUCCGGGGUAAGGGGCUUCUAAAUGCCGUUGUUAUUGACGAACAGAAGAGCCUGAAGGGACGGACUGCAUGGCAAUUUUGUCUGCUUUUGAAGAGCCGUGGCGUCUUGGCCAAACCAACCCAUGUCAACAUCAUCCGCUUUGCGCCACCUUUGAUUAUCUCUGAAGAAGAUCUGAUGAAGGGAGUUAAAGUGAUUGAAGAAUGUCUCAGGGAUUUGGAUUUGCUGGAUGAGAUCCCUGGUGAGGUUGAGAGCGAAAGGGGCCAUCGAGAGAAUGUAGCUAACUAGGGAAGGAUGCUCGACCGUGAUGCUCACGAGACACGCCCAAUGGCCCGUAGGGUCACGGUAAGAGAAGGUUCCAUUGGCGAACCUAGCCUCUGUCAGGCCGAUUUGCGGCAUGCAUUAUAUGGUACACCACUGGGGGUACUUCCGAGGUGCAUACUUUCAACUAGUGAUGUACGAUGUUAUGUGUUGUAUGAUAUGAAUAAUGAAGAUGUACUUUUGAACAUAUGGACCCUAAUGGUUA